Molecule: messenger RNA, 710 nt
Organism: Urocitellus parryii (Arctic ground squirrel)
Lineage: Eukaryota; Metazoa; Chordata; Mammalia; Rodentia; Sciuridae
Source: RefSeq, a predicted model, not a curated record
AUGACACUGUGUUUUCAGAGAUAAUAUCACAGUUCAUUUUGCGACAAAUGCCAGAAGCUGAYUAUUCCAGUUUAUUCAAUGAUUUUGUUGAAUCUGAAUUUUUUCUGAUUGAUGGAGAUUCAUUACUUAUCACAUGUGUAUGUGAGAAAUCAUUACAGCCAGGACAGAAUCUCCAUUUUGUCUACCUGGUGGAACGCUAUCUCAUGGAUCUUAAUAGUAAAGGAGGGCAAUUUUCCAUAGUUUUCUUCAAGGAUGCUGAGUACGCAUAUUUCAACUUCCCUGAACUUCUUUCUUUGAGGACCGCUUUAAUUCUUCAUCUUCARAAAAAUACCACCGUCAAUGUUUGCACUAACAUUUCUGGAUGCUUAUCAAAUGAGUGGAAAAUUUUCUUGRAAGAGAAUUGCCCAUAUUUUCUGGUAGUCGCAGAUGAAGGCCUGAACCAUCUGCAAACAGAUCUUUUCAACCUUCUCAUCAUUCRGUCCUGGUCCAUGGAGGUCAACRUCGUGCUUUUCUCAGGCCAGUCAUCUGAUAUUCUCCGACUUUAUGGCUACCUUAUGCCAAGCAACUAUAGGAAUCAGAUGUUUUUUWGGAAGAAUUCAAGGAACAUUUUCAAGACUUACAAAACCCUGCUUAAACAAUUGGAAAAAUGCAGAGUUUUAGCCUUAGAACCUSUUUUGGGAAAUUUAAAAUGGGAAAAGAUGAUGAAAGAG